AUGUCCGAAGUUGAAACUCCCGUCGCGGCUCCUGCUGCCGCCGCGAAGGCUCCAAAAGCUAAGGCACCUAAAGCUACCAAGCCAAAGGCUCCGAAAGCCCCUGCUGCGCAUCCUGCCUUCAAGGAGAUGGUGUCCGCUGCCAUUGGUGCGUUGAAGGAGAGAAACGGUUCCAGCCGAGCUGCAGUCCUCAAGUACAUCAUGGCCAACUACAAGGUUGACUCCAAUGACAAGGCCAAGGGAACUGGAGCUGCUGGGUCGUUCAAGUUGGCUGAGAAGCCCAAGGCAACCAAGCCGAAGGUUGUCAAAGCAGAGAAGCCCAAGAAGGUGAAGACCCCAAAGAAGGCUGCAGUGAAGAAGCCGAAGGUUGUCAAAGCAGAGAAGCCCAAGAAGGUGAAGACCCCAAAGAAGGCUGCAGUGAAGAAGGUGACGAAGGCAGUGUCAGCAAAGAAGCCGAAGGCAGCUAAACCCGCCGUGGCAAAGAAGGCGAAGUCCCCAGCAAAGGCGAAACUUGCCGCAGCAAAGAAGCCAAAGGCUGCCAAGAAGCCUGCUGCCGCCGCCAAGAAACCUGCCUCAGCCAAGAAGCCCAAGGCAGCCCCGAAGAAGUCAUCGCCCAAGAAGGCUGCAGCAAAGAAGUGA
Molecule: messenger RNA, 636 nt
Organism: Notodromas monacha
Lineage: Eukaryota; Metazoa; Arthropoda; Ostracoda; Podocopida; Cyprididae
Source: the annotation of a GenBank genome assembly